Molecule: messenger RNA, 1783 nt
Organism: Drosophila eugracilis
Lineage: Eukaryota; Metazoa; Arthropoda; Insecta; Diptera; Drosophilidae
Product: catalase
Exons: 2
Coding region: 130-1650 (506 amino acids)
Biological process (GO): hydrogen peroxide catabolic process; response to hydrogen peroxide
Cellular component (GO): cytoplasm; mitochondrion; peroxisome
Molecular function (GO): heme binding; catalase activity
Source: RefSeq, a predicted model, not a curated record
UCAUUCUUAGUUCACACAUUUGUCGAUCAGCAUCAGUCACAACAUCCUCGUUUGCUGUUCAAAUCAAAUUUGUGUGAAAUAUUUCUUUGAGUUACUGCUUUUGGUUUGUAUUAUUUGCAAAAUUUCAAAAUGUGUUCACGCGAUGCGGCCACCAAUCAAUUGAUCGACUAUAAGAAUAACGAUUCCGAGGUGCAAAAGGAGAUCACCACGUCCUUUGGCACUCCGGUGGGCGUUAAGGAUGCCAUACAAACGGUGGGACCAAGAGGCCCGGCUUUACUUCAAGACUUUCAGUUCCUUGACGAAAUACAGCUCUUCGAUUCGGAACGGAUUCCCGAAAGGGUUGCCUACGCCAAGGGAGCUGGGGCCUUUGGCUAUUUCGAGUGCACCCAUGACAUUUCCAAAUUCUGUGCAGCCUCAAUUUUCGACAGGGUCAAGAAACGUACUGCCAUUGCCAUGAGAUUUUCGGUGGCCUGUGGGGAGGAGGGCUCAGCGGACACAGUUCGAGAAAAUCGCGGAUUUUCUGUAAAGUUCUAUACCGAUGAUGGUAUCUGGGACAUUGUGGGUUGCAAUAUGCCCGUGUAUUAUGUUCGUGAUCCCUCGUUGUUCCCCAGCCUGAUCCAUGCCCAGAAGCGUAACCCGCAAACCCAUCUCCGGGAUGCUGAUAUGUUCUGGGAUUUCAUGACCCUGCGUCCAGAGACAUUGCAUGCUCUGCUUAUGUACUUCAGCGACAGGGGAACCCCCGAUGGUUACCGCCACAUGCACGGCUUCGGAGUGCACACCUAUCGUAUGAUCAACGCAAGUCGGGAGACCCAGUAUGUCAAAUUCCACUUCAAGACGGAUCAGGGCAUCAAGAACCUAGAUGCUCGACGAUGUGAAGAGUUGAUGUCCCACGAUCCAGACUAUGCCAUCAGGGAUCUAUAUAACUCGAUCAAGAAAGGCAACUAUCCCAGCUGGUCCAUGUACAUUCAGGUAAUGCUCAACGAGGAGGCCAAAAAGUGCCGUUUCAACCCGUUCGAUGCGACUAAGGUGUGGCCCCAGAAGGAUUUCCCCCUGAUACCAGUUGGCAAAAUUGUCCUCGAUCGAAAUCCCACCAACUAUUUCACGGAGGUAGAGCAGCUGGCCUUCAGUCCAGCCCAUAUGGUUCCCGGCAUAGAACCAUCGCCGGACAAGAUGCUCCAGGGACGACUAUUCGCCUAUGGCGAUUCGCAGCGCCAUCGUUUGGGCGUCAACUACAUGCAGAUACCGGUUAAUUGUCCUUAUAGGGUUAAUGUGAGGAACUACCAGCGUGAUGGUCCUAUGACGGUGACUGACAAUCAGAACGGAGCCCCCAACUACUUCCCCAACUCUUUCUGUGGUCCCAAGGAAAGUUCUCGGGCUUUGGGCCUGCAAACCUGCUGUCCUUUGACCGGGGAUGUCUAUCGUUAUAUGAGCGGCGAUACUGAGGACAAUUUCAGUCAGGUCACCGACUUUUGGACCUAUACUCUGGAUAAUUGCGGCAGGAAGCGACUAAUCCGCAAUUUAUCCGAACAUCUAACCGAAGCCAGCCAGUUCCUUCAGGAAAGGGCUGUAAAACUGUUCACCAUGGUGCAUUCUGAUUUUGGUCGUCUAAUGACUGAGGCCCUGAACACAGCCAGAAUAUCAAAAUUUUAGAAUUUGUCAAGAUACUCUCCGGGAUGUGGCGAUGUUUUUGAAAAUUAUUGUGAUGUAAAUCAUUUUUAGGAUAACAGAUGUCUGUUUUACUAAAAAUGUGUCAUGGCCAACGUGAAAGAAUAGUAAAUUCUAA